This is a messenger RNA of Pantherophis guttatus, 7383 nucleotides long. RefSeq lists its product as uncharacterized. Gene Ontology annotation, cellular component: nucleus. Gene Ontology annotation, molecular function: DNA-binding transcription activator activity, RNA polymerase II-specific; RNA polymerase II cis-regulatory region sequence-specific DNA binding. Lineage: Eukaryota; Metazoa; Chordata; Lepidosauria; Squamata; Colubridae. Gene Ontology annotation, biological process: regulation of transcription by RNA polymerase II. The record is from RefSeq and is a predicted model, not a curated record.
UCUCAAAUCUUUGUUUCUUAAAAAUGCCUUUCCCUUUCCUUCCUUGAAGGAUUAAAUCGAAUUCCCUGAGAACCAUAAACAUAAGAAGCUAGCACAACUGACCUUCCACUUGUGCUUAUUUUAGCUGCCUCCUCUUUCUAUUUGAGUUGCUGAUCCUUUCCUUUGCCAUUUUUUUUAAUCCUCCCCCUUUUAAACCUUUUUCUUGUAAAUCACACAAGCAAGCACAAAAUUUGCAGAGGCAUCCAUGAUGGAGGUGAGUGGCUGGGACAAAUGAGGAAACCAGCAUUGGAAAAUGAAUGACAGGAAAUGAAAAAUUGCUUGCUUCCAUUGCCCAAAAAACUGCAUGAGGCCAGCUGAAGCUUGACUCAAAGGGAAUAUUAUUUUUUAAUGUUGAAUUACUAAAUUCUCCUAAUAAUCUUUAUGAUAAACUUGCCAAAAAGUGGAUGGGCAGUAUUAUUCACAUUUUUAAAAAUCAAACAUCUGAAACAGAGCAAAAAUCAUUUUCCAAUUCUGGUUCUGUAAGCACAGAAUGCAUUUCUUUAAAUAGCAAUAUGCUGCUCUCUGUGUGGGCUUAUAGGCAAUGUUUUCAAUUAUAGUCUUAAAGUCUGAUUAAAAACAGAUGGAAAAUCUGGCCAUAGAAACUCAUUAUUUGGCUCACUUAAUACAUCAAGCCAUAUUUUACUGAAAAAAAAUCACAGUUGUUGCAAUGAUCUCAUUGAGCUAAAUCGCAAAUAAGGUUGCCACAUGUGGCCAGCAAAAAUCCAGGUAACUAGAUGAAGCAAAGGGAGAUGCAGCGAUACCUCAAUGCUCAUUGUUAAUUGGUUCUGGGAGGUGCAAUGUGUACCAAAAAUGAUGAGUACUAAACAAUUUUUUCCCAUAAGGAAUAAUGUACCGUAAAUAAAUGUAACAUAUUCCCAAAACAAUGCACAUUUUUAAGGCAAUAUGUAAAGAGAUAGGUUUGUAUAUUAUUACUUUACAUAAGAAAUAAACCUAAAAAUUAAUAAACACUUAGAUUAAAUAAAAUAAAAACUUCACUUUACCUGUACUGAUGAGGGGGGAAAACACAAAAAUACCCAAAAUGACCACACAACUGCAAGGGGAUGUACACAGAGCAAGACUCUUUGUUUUGGCUGGAAAGGAUAGCGGGUCACGAGGCAACUGACACCAACAAGCUCUAGCUUGUGCGUUGAGUAUCAAACAAACAACAAGUACUGGGACAAAAUGUCUUGUGAAAAUGUGCUGAGUACCAAAUUUGAUAAGUUUCAAAGCAGUUGAGUAUCAAGACUCUGCUGCCACCAGGACUUUUUGCAGCUCUCAUCUAGCACUCUAGUCAUAAAGCACAUUUCUAAACCACAAAGAUUAUGUAUAAAUGUCAUGCAUGGUUCAAGGUCCCCCCAACUAUAUGAAAUCUUAGCAUAAUAGAAGCACUGCAAUCCUUUAUUUGGAAUGAAACGAUGGGAUUUACAUUGGAGCCAACAUCUCUAGAAAACCUAAGCUCAACUGCAAUUAAGCUGUAUCUUAAAAAGUGAUAGCACUGUAAUUCCCUUUCCGGAUGCCAAAUGUGAAGCUAAAAAUGUUAGGGUCCACCUUAUAACAAAUAUGAAUCAGUUGCCAAGGAUCUGAAUUUUGAUUACAUGACCACAGAGAUGCUGCAACGGUUGUAUGUGUGAAAAACACUCAUUUCAGUGCCGUUGUAAACUAAACAAACUUGUAAGUCAAGGACUACCUAUAUUGUUUUUAUGUCAUUGCAGAUCUACAUAUAUCCCACCAAUUUUCUAAGGUAUACCUCUACCCACUUAAAUUUUUGUUCUCUCAACAAUAUGGAACAAAGUCUUAAAGCUUGCUGUGAUCUAAAAUACAACAAUAACAGAGUUGGAAGGGACCUUGGAGGUCUUCUAGUCCAGCCCUCUACUUCAGCAGGAAACCCUAUACUAUUUCAGACAAAUUGUUGUCCAAUCUCUUCUUAAAAGCUUCCAGUUGGAGCAUGCACAGCUUCUAGAGGCAAGUUGUUCCAAUGAUUAGUAGUUCUGUCAGGAAAUUUCCCCUUAGUUCUAGGUUGCUUCUCUUCUUGAUUAGUUUCCACCCAUUGCUUCUUGUCCUACCCUCAGGUGUUUUGGAGAAUAGCUUGUCUCCCUCUUUGUGGCAGCUCCUGAGAUAUUGGAACACUGCUAUCAUGUUACGCCUAGUCCUUUUCAUUAAACCCAAUUCCCAAUUCCAGAAAACAUUCUUUAUAUAAGGCAAUACUGUAGCAGGACUCUUCUUUUCCCAUCAUAUCUAUCUUCAAUCUAUGCAUUGCUAAGAGAAUUUUUCUUCAUAUAUUCUGAACAACAAUGCAUUCCAUGAAUUUGAGUAAAUGUUAUUGUCGUUAGGCCAGCCCUUAUAAAAUAAUCAUAUUCAAACUCUUCAAGUUUCUACAUUCUCUCAAACAGUAGGGAAGUAUGGGUAAGGAGGAAGUUAGGUGGGGGACUAAUUCAAUAAAAUAAAAUGAAAAGAAAAAUACAUAAUCCUUCCUAUUUCCCCUUCCCCCCAGUUGAUAGUAACUUCUAGUUCAAGGAACUCUGCUAAUUCAGUCAACUACAUAGGUUAGUUUCUGUUAACUAUGUUCCAACUAUUUUAAACAAGCAAAUGCUUUCUCUGCUCAUUUCAUCAGGAGGCAUUGUAAGGACAGUACUAUUAAUUCACCAAUAACACAGUAAUUGUUUUUCAUCUGGGAUAGAAAUAGGUAACAGGAGUCAAAUUCCACCUGAUUUGAGAUGCUAUUUUCCAAAACAGCAUAGCCCAUGCUACCCUGCCAAUCUGCUUUUUUUUUUCUUGCCUUGAAGACAAAAAUGACAGAAUAAAUGGGAUACAGUUAAGAAUGCACAGUAAUGUUGGCCUUAAUAAAUAUGAACGUGGGAUAGAAAUUUCUAUAAAUACCAAUAAAUCCCAAAAAGUUCUGAGAGUUCAUUUAUCCGAUUGGGGAGGGUGGGGGAGAAUGUAUCGUUUUUUGUAAGUAACAAAACUUGUAUUAUCUAAGCCCUUUGUAUUCCCCAUGAAUUAAAUUUCCAUAACAAAAAUAGCCAAUUAUUGAGAAAAGUCUCAGACCAUCUUAUACAAGCAUCUUAUCCAGGAAGAACUAGAUGGACGCUGGUUACCCAAUUGGCUAACGGUUGUUGCAUUUGGUGCAAAGGAAAUAAACGCAAAGCACUGGGGCAUCUUCCCUAAAAGCGUCCAAUCACAUAGAAUUAUCCGAAAACAAAAGCUUUGCAAAAAGUGGAGUAAGACGGAAGGGGUGGUCUUAUCGCCUUCUCUGAUUGCUAGGUGAAUUUAGGGCGCUUCACGUGGCCGGAGGAGAACUCGGGAGCCAAGAUCCCGGCAGAAUUGGCAGGCAUCUGAACAUCCUUACCUUAUGGAGUGAGUAUCCAAUGUGCACCUAAGAUUGCUUGGCCUGUACUUGACUUUGGGAAAGAAAUGGCUGCGCUUGGAUCAGCAUUUGGUGAAGAAGCUAUGGCUGACAUUAAUCCUUCCUUGCAUAGAGAGAACUUUGCAGCAACAGAAUGCUCAGAAUUCCUGUUUAAUGCCAACUCUUUAACAGGACAAAGUCAAUUAUGCAUCUUGGAGCCCCAUAUUACUGAAAUUAUUGAUAAUGAAGGUUUGGCGACUGAUCAGCUGACAACUGCUGAGAAAGUAGCAUUGGAAGAUUUGGUAAAGUCAGAAGCAGUUUGGGUGUAUCCGUGGCAGUCAGACAAAGAUGUGACCAAUCUUUCAGCACCCCACCCGGAUGAAAACCUCUCUGUAAAAGAUGAAGAAGCAAAUAGACAAAGCUCAAAACAAAUUAAUUAUCACGACAAUCAAAACAAAAAUCUGUACUUUUGUGAUAGGCUUAAGGACUUUCAGCAACCAUCUCUAUUUGCCCAACAUAAAAAUGUGUUCUGUGCAAGUAAAGUGCCCAUGCAGAGCAAGCAGCUUAAUUGGAAACAACUGGAAAUAUGCAACCCAUUGGUGCCAGACCAGAAGAGACAAACUAAAAAUUGUUUAAUAGGUGAUCAAUGUGGGGAAAAUAACCAAAGUCUAUCUCACCUUUUCCAAUAUUAUAAAAAUGUGCUUCCAAAUGAAAACUCUACUCGGCAGGAUCAAAACUCCCAAUCAGAAGUAAGCAGUCGAAGCACAUUAGUACCUGUUCCUCUUCAGGCAGAGAAUAUAAUAGAAUAUGUUGAUCAAGCAGUUGGUCCAAAUCCAGUACAAGUGACAGACCAGAGAACUGAGACUAAAAAUCUGCACAUUUGUGAACAGUGUGGAAAAGAAUACCAGUGGCUUUCUGAGCUUAUCCAGCAUCAGCUACUAUUUUUUGGAGGAGAAGCAGAUAGACAAUGCCAGCUUCAUAUGGAAAGUAGAAAUCCAAGACAUUUGGCACCUGUUCCUAUCCUCUUCCAAGAAAACAGUAUGUGUGCAACCACUUGGGAAACUUUCCAACAAAAGUCAAGGGAUCAUAACACUCAUGCAAAGAUGCGGUCCUCUCUACUCAAAAGGCAUACACUGUCUAGGAAGGAACUGACUAGACAGAGUGAGCCAAAAAUAAAUAAAUCUAGUACCUUGUCAUUUGUCCCCCAUGUGAGAGGAAACAUGUUUGCAGACUCUUGUGAAAUGUCUAACCUAAACUCAAUGCUUACAAGUCCUUGCACAGGGAAACAACACAGUGACCAAUGUGGGAGAUGCUGUCGCUGUCUUUGUGCUCAACAGCAUCUUAAUAAUUUGGAAUUGAAAGCAGAUAGAGAUGAACUGUUUCAUUUGGGAGCCUACAGUCCAAAAAGCUUAGUGCCCAUUCUUUUGCAAGCAGAGAAAACAUUCAGUGAAAACUCAAAAAUCCCCAUAGAACAAAAGAACUAUGCUAAGAAUCUGUACACUUGUAACUGUGAUAGGAACGAUUUCCAGUGUCAUUGUUUGUUGGCCAAAAAUCAUCUACAUGUUCCCUUGGGAGGGGAAGCAGACACAAAGGAUCAAUUUAAAAUACAAGCAGGCAGUUUAAGUCAAUUUCAAAUGGAAAGUAAAGUUAUUGAAUCCUCUGAAACAGUUAAACCUCAGUCAAAUCUCACAACAAACCAAGAUUUCCAUAUUAAGAGUCUGAGAAUAUAUAAGGAAUGUGGGAAGGAUUUCCAAUGGUCAUCUGCCCUGGCUCGGCAUCAAGUUGUGCACUCUGGGACAGUUAAUGGAAAACAAUGCCCAUCAAAGAUAGAUGAUCAAAAUGAUUCAUCAUCUGGUCUCAUGGAUUUUGACCAACCUGCCCAUCUGAAGAGAAACCAAUUGACUGAGAAAAACAAACCCUAUGCAUGUGGUCACUGUGGUAAAAACUACAAGUGGCCUUCUGACCUUGCUCGACAUAAACAUGUUCAUUCUAGAAAAAAAUUAAUGAAAGACAAGGGCACCAAACCCAAAAAAUCCUAUAUCUGUGAUCAGUGUGGAAAACAUUUCAAUUGGCCUUCCCACCUUGCCCAACAUAAACACACUCAUUCUAGAAGUAAAUUAAUGAGAGGCACCAAGUUCAAAUCCUAUAUUUGUGGUCACUGUGGAAAGAGUUACCAUUGGCCUUCUCAACUUGCCCGACAUGAACAGACUCAUUUUAGAACAAAACUAAUGAAAAGCAAGUGCACCAAGCUCAAAAAAUCAUAUAUCUGUGGACUGUGUGGAAAAAAUUUCCAGUGGCCUGAGCUUGCCCAACAUAAAUGCACGCAUUCUAGAAAAAAAUUACUGAGCGGCAAGGGCACCAAACUCAAAUACUACACACACAGCCAAUGUGGAAGGAGCUUCCAAUCACUUUCUCAACUUGCCCAACAUGAACACACACAUUGCAGAAGUAAAUUAGUGAGCAUCAAGUGCACCAAGCUCAACAAACCUUGUAUCUGUGAUCAGUGUGGAAAAGGUUUCAUGUAUCCUUCUGAUCUGCCCGACAUGAACGUACUCAUUCUAGAAAAAAAAUACUGAGAGGCAAGUGCACCAAACUCAACAAAUAUUACAUAUGUAGUCUUUGUCAAAAGAGUUUCCAGUGGCAUUCUCAACUUACCCGACACGAACAAAUUCAUUCAAGAAGUAAAUUAGUGAGAGGGAAGUGUACCAAGCUCAACAAAUCCUGUAUCUGUGAUCAGUGUGGAAAAGGUUUCAUGUAUCCUUCUGAUCUUGCCCGACAUGAACGUACUCAUUCUAGAAAAAAAAUACUGAGAGGCAAGUGCACCAAACUCAACAAAUAUUACAUAUGUAGUCUUUGUCAAAAGAGUUUCCAGUGGCGUUCUCUACUUACCCGACAUGAACAAAUUCAUUCAAGAAGUAAAUUAGUGAGAGGGAAGUUGUACCAAGCUCAACAAAUCCUGUAUCUGUGAUCAGUGUGGAAAAGGCUUCAGAUGGCCUUCUGACCUUGCCCGACAUGAACAGACUCAUUCUAGAAAAAAAUUACUGAGGGACAAGGGCACCGAACUCCACAAAUACUACACACGUCGUCAAGGUGAAAAAAGCUCCCAGUGGCCUCAGUCUGCCCAACAUGAACACACUCAUUUAAGAAGUAAAUUAGUGAGAGCCAAGUGCAGCAAGCUCAAGCUCAUUAAGUCUUGUAUCUGUGAUCAGUGUGGAAAAGGCUUCAAAUGGCCUUCUGACCUUGCCCGACAUGAACACACUCAUUCUAGAAAAAAAAUACUGAGAGAUAAGUCCAUCAAACUCAACAAAUACCACACAUGUAGUCAAUGUCGAAAGAGUUUCCAGUGGCGUUCUCAACUUACCCGACAUGAACAAAUUCAUUCAAGAAGUAUAUUAGAGGCAAGUGUACCAAGCUUAACAAAUCCUGUAUCUGUGAUCAGUGUGGGAAAGGCUUCAAAUGGCCUUCUGACCUUGCCCGACAUGAACGCACUCAUUCUAAAAAAUAAUUACUGAGACAAAUGCAUCAUUCAGCUCAACACAUUUAUAAUCAAAGGUUUAUAAUGAAAGUGGAAAAGGUUUCCAAUGACCCUCUAACCUUGCCUGACAUGAACACACUCAUUUUAGAGAAAUGUCACAUCGAAAUAAACACAUGAAGCUUCAAAAGCUGUUUGCAUGUACUCAGUGUGGAAAGAACUUCCAGGGGUUUAUCUUCCCUUGUUCAAUUUAAAUGCUCUCAUUCUGGGAAAAUAAUAACGAAGCAAAUGCACCAAACUCAGGAAGCUGCCCAUCUAUUGUGAAAGUGGAAAAAGCUUUCAGUGGCCUAAACUUGUUGAACAUCAGGGUGUUCCUUCCAGAAAAAAAGUUAAGGCAGAAAUGUGUCAAACUCAAGAAAUUAUGCAAUACAGUUACAGUUACAUUGGGAAACUCAUGAGGUAGCCUGACCUUGUCCAGCAUAUCCAUGUUAAUUCCAAAAUAAAAUUAAUGAAGAGCAAAUGUACCAAA